CACUGUUUUUCUUGCGCAGACUCCUCGGCAGUGCCUGUUUCUUUUAAUUCCCGGUUGUAAAAAUGGAGGCGGUUAGGACGAUGAAGCUGUGCGGGCUGUCUGUUUUGUUGCUGAACGUUUUCUUUAGUUUAACGUCUGCCCUGUAUUUUCACAUCGGGGAGACGGAGAAGAAAUGUUUUAUCGAGGAGAUACCGGACGAGACCAUGGUUAUAGGAAACUACCGAACGCAGCUCUAUGACAAGCAGAGGGAAGAGUACAUGCCUGCCACUCCCGGGCUCGGGAUGUUUGUGGAAGUGAAAGACCCAGAUGACAAGGUGAUCAUGUCCAGACAGUAUGGCUCAGAAGGACGAUUCACAUUCACCUCCCAUACGCCUGGAGAGCAUCAGAUCUGCCUGCACUCCAACUCCUCCAAGUUCGCCCUCUUUGCCGGAGGCAUGCUGAGAGUCCACCUCGAUAUCCAGGUUGGGGAACAUGCCACCAACUACGCAGAGAUCGCAGCAAAGGAUAAACUGACUGAGCUGCAGCUGCGAGUGCGUCAGCUAAUGGAGCAGGUGGACCAGAUCCAGAAAGAGCAGGACUACCAGAGGUACCGUGAGGAGCGCUUCCGGCAGACCAGCGAGAGCACCAACCAGCGGGUCCUGUGGUGGUCCAUCGUGCAGACCCUGAUCCUCGUCGUCAUCGGAUUCUGGCAGAUGAAGCACCUCAAGAGCUUCUUCGAAGCCAAGAAGCUCGUCUAGAGCUCCCUCCCUCUGAUUUAUAUACAAUGCAGUAUGACAACAGCAAAACAGACUCCUUGUCUGUGUGCCCCUUGAAAAACAUUGAAGUACAGAGUGGGGAGAUAACGUUUGAAAUGCAAGGAAUUUGUUGGUUUAAAUUUCUUUUACUGUUGUAAUUUUAAAGAAAAAACAAAAACAGUUUGUAGUCUUGAGUGAUGCACUGUCUUGGCAAGAUCUCCUUUAAUAAGUUUAAGUUUAUAUGAAGAGUUUUGCAGUUAAGUGUCCUGAACAACAACUCAUGAAAGUAAUUACAAAUCAUAGUAUUGUACUUAACAAAUUCUUUGCCGUUUUUGAAAGGUUAUCUGCUUAUAAUUUAAGAGAUUUUUUGGAUUUAACAAAAAAAAAAAAAAAACACAACUUGAAACAAAGUUUCGUGCAGUACCAGCUUUCAAUGGAAAGGGUCGGUUUAUAAUUUUAUUUUUAUAUUUUCUGGGAGGGGUGGCGGGAGGGACUGACUUAUUUAAGCCCCAAACCAAUCUGUUUUAGAGCCCAAAACUCUAUCUAAAAACCAACCCGUUCCAUCAGUUUAAUGUGUUUGAGGUGAAACUUCCCCAUGAGUGGCCUCUCUUGUUGCAUCGGCGUGCUGCUCGUAACACAAAGGACCGUAUGACUUCACAGUUUCUGGGAGAUCCCUUCAGUAAUGUUGCUGGCACAUGCAUGUACACACCACGUGUGCCUGCUUUUGGAAUUCUCUUUCAAUUCUAAGUUGCUGUACAGUCUGUUAAGCUGGGCUGUGACCCUGCUGGAAUAAAAACUAAGGAUUUUAGUGGAAGCCUCUGUUUUGGUUUGUCUCGCCUCCCCUCCCCUGUAAGUAUUUUUUUUUUUUUCUGUGUGUGUGUCACUCAAGUCUGGUCGUAGAUGUUGCAAAGGAAAUGCAACCUGCUUUUCUGGAGGCCUGUAACAGUUUUCUGCAUCGUGUAUGUUUGCAUUUUAAUAACUGACUAGCUUUUCCUAAUUGAGUUCACUGGGUUCCACAGGGAGUCCCGUUAAAUGCGCUGUGGUUGCCUGCUUCUGUGUGUGUAACCACCUCGUGUAGUCUCUAUAAGGUAUCGGAAUAACAAAAAGGAUUGCACUGUUAUUGGGGCAGGACACUGUAUAGAAAGCUCACCACUGCUUCCUCCCCUGUUUGAAAUUAAAAUGACACUGGAAUAUUGCUGUGGUCCAGCUGUUGAAUGUGGCAGGUAUAAUGCUUCAUGUUCUGGCAGCAGCAUGCACAGAGAGAAGGGGAUCCCCUGCCAGCACAGCUGCUGACUUCAAUGCCUGUUGUUUUUGAGCCCUCUGUCAGCACACAGCAAAGGGUGAAAAUGUUGGGGAUGUGAGAUUUUUCUAUUGAACCUUUUUUAGGGUUUCUGUUACUGAGAAUUCUUCAUGCCACAUUACAGUUUUACAAAUAAACAUGCGUCUCUCUGUUGUC
Acipenser ruthenus (sterlet) is the source of this 2190-nucleotide messenger RNA. RefSeq names its product transmembrane emp24 domain-containing protein 9-like. Gene Ontology annotation, cellular component: endoplasmic reticulum-Golgi intermediate compartment; Golgi apparatus; endoplasmic reticulum. The record is from RefSeq and is a predicted model, not a curated record. The transcript has 5 exons. The coding region runs from base 63 to 737 and encodes 224 amino acids. Gene Ontology annotation, biological process: COPI coating of Golgi vesicle; intracellular protein transport; Golgi organization. NCBI's taxonomy places the organism in Eukaryota, Metazoa, Chordata, Actinopteri, Acipenseriformes, Acipenseridae.